AUGGGGACGGCCAUCGUGCAUUGGCCCUUUCGGCAUCCAGCGAACUUUUGCAGCGUGGACGAGGAAGGAGCAUGGAUCAAGGGACCCUAUGUUCCCAAUACCCUUCCGGAUGACUUCCCACUGCCAUUCCGACUUCAAUUUCGCUGCGUAGACUCGGCUCCCGUGCGCCGCAAUGAGCCCACUACGUUAAGAUGGUCCGAAUGGAGAGAAGUCGAGGCUUACGAGUUUGUGGCGCGACGACGCCCGAACAGACACCGUUCGCAGCGUGCGGCCCUUCGAUUGACAAGCCAGGGCCAGUUUGAUGCUGGCGAUAUUGAUGACAUCAGACCAGGCGAACUGGAAGCUGAGUUUAUGGACCCAGCCCAGGACCCGUUGGGCGUUCUUGUCUCCGAUGAUUGGGCAGUGCUUGUCUCUGGCCUGGAUAUAGCAGAGGAGUCUGCCGGGUCGGGUCUGACGCAGCUGCGCUGGGUCUCCUGCAGUGUGGAGGGCUGUGUGUCUGCGGCCUCUUGCACGCUUUGUAUUCAAGUCGCUCCGCCCUGCGCUGCAGUGUCGGUACAACAUGUUGUAGUCAACUGCAGCUCCAGUAGCCACCGUGGCCGUGUGGAGACUGAGGGUGCUGCCGGGAGGACACAGGAAGAGCGCGACGAAUGGGUCGUGCACGAGAUUCGACAUGUAGCCCGGCUCUCUUGGCAAAUGGACUCACGAUCCCCCUCCUUCAGUUUCAUCAGCACGUUCCAGGUCCGCUACAAGGAGGUUCCACCUGGCAAAGACCCAGAAGACCUGCCUUGGCGAGAGCUCUCUCUCGUGGCGCUGCAGGAAGCAACAGACGAGACCGAUGUAGGCAAGCUAGUGGCUGGUGACAGCUACCUUGCAAGCUUCACCUACGAUGUGACAUCUGUGCCCCUCCUUCGUUUCCAUCGCUAUGUCUUCGCGGUGCAGGUUCGCAGCGAUGAGAUAUGCUCACCGUGGUCGCCGCCUUCGAAGCCACUGCACCUCUUGCUUCCCGAGGUGGUUCCACCUCUGCAGAUGGAGGAGGCAUCUACCAGCGAAGGUUCGGAGCAGGAGCUGUCGCAGGAUGAGGGUGCUGAGAAGACGGAUGCUGACGAGGCAAAGGAGGAGGGACCCGAGGAAGCCGCACAAAGAGACGGAGGCCUCGGCGGGGAACCCGAGGAGUUGAAGCGAGGCCAGGAAGAAGCCGAGGAACCCGAGGAACCCGAGGAACCCGAGAAAGUGGGAGAGGAGGAAGAGCAGGGGCGAGGUGACAAGGCCCAAGAAGCUGAAGCCGAAGAGGCCGGCGAUGAAAAAAAUGACAGCAAGGAGAGAGAGGAAAGGGAAGAGAACGUGGAGAAAUGUGGGGAGCAACCCCAGAAGGAGAAAGCAGCGCAGUCUCGCAGCCAGGCCAGAAGGAGAACGCGGCGCAGACCAAAGAAAGCUGGCAAGGUGAAGCUGCUGGAUGCUGAGGUGCUGUGUGCUUCCAAGGACCCCAUGGAGUGGUGUAUCCAGUUGCGCUGGCGGCCGUUCCCACUGGAAGGAGAUGGAGCUCAAGUUUUUCCAUCUCUGCUUUCUCUACCGUCAGAGUUCCAGGUGUCCUACUUCAUCUUGUCGGAGCGCCCCUGCGCCGAGGCGCAGGAGGAAGCCGCCAGCUUUGCUCCUCCGUUUGUUCGCGGCUUUGCGGCCAACGCGGACGCGCAGCUGGCGGCGCAGCGGGCGGCGUCUGUCGUUUGCCUGGAGGGAUCCAUGAGCCCUAGCGAAGAGGUGGUUUAUCGUCGCUUGCCCCGCAGUCGCCUGCCACCACUGCGCUGCGAUGUACGGCUGUUCAUCGUGAGUCGCAGCAUGGCCAUUACCGGGCCGCAGUGGUCUCGUGAAGCGCUUUGUGUGGAUCUUGCGCUUCCUCGGCAGAUGCAGCUCCCACUGCCUGUCCCACAACACCUCAGCUGCUGGGACCUUCGCCGGCGUGGUUUGCACAUGGACUUGAGGAACAGCAAAGAAGCAGCUCUGGAUGGUUGCUGGGCGGCCCUCAGCCUCCCGAAGUUUGCGCGGGAGCUGGCCUUGGCCGAGGGCGUGGAGGCAGAGGAUGCUGAAGACCUGUUGGAUCUUUGCAAGCGCGGAGCUGCCGCACACUACGUUCUGCAGUACAGGUCCUUCGAUCCUGAUGCCCCGUGCUCGAGUUCUUGCGCCCGGCCGUUGGAUGAGGAAUGUGAUUGGGUUGAGGUGCCCACCAUCCGACGGCUGGACGAGACAGCUGACGACAAUGAUGGCACAGAGCGGGUCUUCCUCGCGGCUGGACUGGACGAGUCGCUGGUUCGACGCCUUCCCGCCGAGGCAGCACUUGGUCAUGCCUGGGCAAAGUUUCGCUUGGCAUCACGGCGGAUGAGCCAUUUCAGCUACGCAUCUGCGGCAGCGCCUGUGUCCCCACUCACUCCUCCGGCAAAGCCUGGGCUUGCCGUGCAAUGGGUCGACAGCCCCAGCCUGGAUGGGAUACGAAUUCAAGUAUCUGCAGCUUGUGAUGAUCUCAGCCAGGGCUUCCAACUGCGCUUCCGGCUCUCAGCAGCAGAUCCCAGCCAAGAAUCCUCCUGGUCCGUGGGACCGCUGGUGCCAUUGGAGAAGGAGAUGUCGAAAGGUACUGGAAUUAAUGCCUGGGCGCCGAUACAUGAGCUCUCCUACCAUUCCGAGUACUGCUUCAGCCUCCGGAGCUGCUCUGCCUGCCGAUUCUCGCCAUGGUCAGAGGAGUCGGAUCCCUUUCGCGUGUCGCUGGAGCAGUUCGGCAUGUGCCAGGAUGAUGGCUUGCAGAUUUCCUUCCUAGGGCAGGGAGAACGUCACAAUUGUCGCUGUUCAGUUGCCGACGUGUCGUGGGCCCCACUAUGCUUUCCGACCUUCGCGUGGUCCGCUGAUAGUGUGAGCCCAGCCCCGCCGAUGACAAUUGAAUAUCGAUUGCGGUGGCGUCGAAGGCUGGAUGCGUACAAUGAUGCAUCCGCCAUGUUCGCAUCGAUGAAUGAGAUUCGUGACCUCUACGCUGCAGACGACGACUGGAAGGGCGCCUGCAAGGAGUCUGACGAAGAAGCGCGCCGAGUGGGGAUCGGUUACGUGAGGCUGAUGAUGCCGGAUCCUGAUGAGGGCUUGCAGGACGUUGCUCUGCGUGGGUACUAUGGUGACUGCACAAAGAGGCUGUUUGGCAGACCCGAGCAUACGCCUUGGCAAACCGCGGCGAUCGUCACUGCCAAGGUGGCUGGACCGUUGGCCGUUUCCAGGUGUGGCUAUGCCUUGACUUUUCUUCAGCCGGGCAUGGACUACGAGGUGGCCGUCGACUGGCGAUGGCGGCGCUUGGGGGACCAAUUCUGGAUGCCGGCUUUCGAGAAGUGCUUCACCGUCCCAGCGAGACCUGCCAGCCCCGAUGUCCCACGGCCACUGCGGAUCCUGCCAGAGGUUUUGGAUGGUCACGAUGGUCUUCGAGCACUUGUGGAAAGAGGUGCAUCCGGCUACGGCCUCUUCCAGUGGCCCUUUGCCCACCCUCCUUGCUCGCAACUGGCCCUGCCUCCGCCACAAGCACAGCUGACACAAGAGCUGCGAGAAGAUCCAGGACGCCACAGCUCCUUUGCCAUUCAGUGCCGUGCUCGCCCAAGUGGUGGCUGGAAAACUUGCCAGGUGCACUUUCUGGAGAUCGCAGGCAAGCCCACGUGUUUCGUGGAGGCUGCCGAAGCGGUUGCAGAGGAGCAGCCAGUGGCGGAUGCCACUGACGAGCCGAAGCCCACAACCUUGCCGAAGGUUCCCCUGCUCGAAGAUGACGAAGUUGAGUUCCGCAUCCUGCGCCUGGGGGAUUGCGAGGCCUCUGAAGUUGUGUUCUACCCCGCGCCACCGAUUGAACCUCCGACUGCCGUGCAGAGCAGGCUCAAAAUGCUUGGUCCCCACUCGGAGCUUGCACUGAGCAUCAGCUUUCGUGGGCUGCCAACACUGGGCGCAGCUUCCGCCGCCCGAGAGUACCAGGUGUUGGUUCAGGAGAUGGAAGGAUCUCGAAUCGCGAAGGAGCGCAUCCUGCCACCGUGCAGACUGCCGCUGCAGCGCAUUGCGGAGGCCUUUGACGGAGCCAGACAGCGCCCAGACUUUCUCGGUGCACGGCCGCAGACGCUCCAGGCCGAGCGCGGCGGGGGCGAAGCCGUACAAUUCCUGGAGCCCCUGGAGUUUGAGCACUUGCUGACUCUUCGGGACCUUGUCUAUGGGAAGCACUACCGCAUCGCUCUGCGCUGGCUAUCGCAAUGGAAGGUUUCGGCAUGGAGCGAAGCUACCGACGCGACAAUUCUCUUCCCAGCUCCGACAUAUGAGGAAGGAGCAGAACUCUCUAUCGAGUCCUUGGAGUCUUUCGACCUCAUGCCCGCCUUGGCUGGCGAGGAGUUCAAGCCACCUGCGCUCUGGCAUCGAGCUGAAGUGGCCUGGUCUGCAUUCCAGGCCUCUCUGUGGGGAGGUGGGCAGCUUGAGUAUCGGCUCGAACGGAGGUGUCUGCUUCACGACAAGCGACGCAACACAGGAGGAGACAUCUUGCCUGCUCGUGACGAAGCAGAGCUGGACACCUCGCAGUGGGAGCUGGCUGGCACCGUGCUCGCGAUGAUUGAAGAUGUCAGCGGCAAGGGGAUCAAGCAAAUCACAAAUCGGCCACAGACGGAGCAAGCGGAGCAAGCUGGCAGGUCCAACGCGGAAGACGAAGCUGAGGAGCUCCCACGCCGCACGCUCGCAAGAAAGGUCCUGGAGAUGACCUACCUUUCACACGCUGACGCUUGUGAUCCAUCUUUUGCGAGGCGGCGGGUUGCAAAAGCCGUUUGCCGGGAAAUCUUCGCACGUAUUUCUGGCAGAGAAGAAGGUACAGCGCAGGAUAGCGAGGACGUGGAGGACCCCGCACCUGUCCCAGACCCUCGCGCGUCGACUCUCCUGUUCCAUGCGGAGGAGCUGCUGCCUUCCGUGACCUACCAGUUUCGUCUCCUGGCACGUCUUGCGUUCCACCCAGCAUCUGGGCACGAAGGUGAAUGGUCGAGGCCAUUGAAUUCAGACUGGUACCGCCCGGAAGAAGCGGUCCCUCCUCCAGCACCACCUCGCGAAGCCGUUGCACCAGAUCCACCUCCUGAAGAACUCUUGCAAGAUGGUUCGCUCGUUCUGGUCUUUGACCACUUGCCAGUGCGGCAAGACGAGCGUCCCGCUGGCUGUUCGCCACCGCCGGCUCCCUUCCAGCUGCAGUUCCGCUCCGCGCAGGCGGCCGACACCGCAGAGUGGUUCCCCCUGGAGGGUCUUCCUCUCCGCGGCGACGAGAAAAGGAUUCUGGUCUCCGACGCUCGCUUACGGCAGCAUAGGGAAGAUGGUGUCGUCUUUCGACUUUGGCGUGCAUGGCUUCCCACCAGCCAUGACUCGCAUGCCGUGAAGGACGAUGCCCGAGUGCGCCAUUUCAGUUGCAGUGCUCUCAGGAUCGUCUAA
Molecule: messenger RNA, 5454 nt
Organism: Symbiodinium natans
Lineage: Eukaryota; Dinophyceae; Suessiales; Symbiodiniaceae
Source: the annotation of a GenBank genome assembly